AUGCGAACACCACCACCGAUGAUCAUUGGGAUUGUCAGUGCUCCCGUAGGGCUGGUCUUGGUGUUUGUGGCAGUUUUGACUCCACAAUGGAGACAAGGGCCCAUUAACCUGGGGAAGAACAUAGCUGUGAAGUCUGAUGGACUGUGGGAGUCGUGCCUGGAACUGCAGGACACCAAACAGUGUUGGCCGGUGACUACUGUGUACCAGAGGGAUGAGAUUGUGCAGUGGUCCAGGGCUCUCAUGCUAAGUUCUCUCCUGGUGUGUGGGAUGGGGAUCAUUGUGGCCAGUGUAGGGAUACGCUGCUGGAUGGACUUUCCGCUGCGCAAUGUGGCCGGGGCCAGUGGGGUCGUUAUUAUCCUGGCUGGGUCUCUGUGCAUCACACCACUCACUCUCUACAUGACCUUGAUGCACAAAAUCAGCCCCGACACUGAUACCCAGUACCAGAGUGGAAGCUCCCUGUAUUUUGGCUGGGCAGGAAGCUGCUUUGAGAUCGUCGGAGGAUUAGCCCUUGCCCUGAGUUUCACUUGUCCAAAAUGCAAGAGAUGCAGAGAAUCAGGACAAAAUGCCAAAAGAACGUAUGAUGUUGAUUACUAGAUCAUUUACCUGGGGACUACCCAUGCUGAUUUGUUUCUAACAGGCUACUUCACACUAAGGAUGUGUUAAAUAUCAAAUGCAGUGUGACUGUUUGUG
Pristis pectinata (smalltooth sawfish) is the source of this 690-nucleotide messenger RNA. It is a transcript of the gene cldn23l, whose product is annotated as claudin 23-like. Gene Ontology annotation, biological process: cell adhesion; bicellular tight junction assembly. Gene Ontology annotation, molecular function: structural molecule activity. The record is from RefSeq and is a predicted model, not a curated record. Gene Ontology annotation, cellular component: plasma membrane; bicellular tight junction. The transcript has a single exon. The coding region runs from base 1 to 594 and encodes 197 amino acids. NCBI's taxonomy places the organism in Eukaryota, Metazoa, Chordata, Chondrichthyes, Rhinopristiformes, Pristidae.